This is a messenger RNA of Tarenaya hassleriana, 1779 nucleotides long. Its product is annotated as glutamate decarboxylase 1. Gene Ontology annotation, molecular function: pyridoxal phosphate binding; glutamate decarboxylase activity. The record is from RefSeq and is a predicted model, not a curated record. Gene Ontology annotation, biological process: L-glutamate catabolic process. The coding region runs from base 78 to 1589 and encodes 503 amino acids. The transcript is spliced from 8 exons. Gene Ontology annotation, cellular component: cytosol. Lineage: Eukaryota; Viridiplantae; Streptophyta; Magnoliopsida; Brassicales; Cleomaceae.
CUCCAGUCUCCCAUAUAUAUAUAUAUCACUGCCUCUCUCUCUCUCUCUCUCUCUCUCUCUCUCUCUCGGCGGGCGUGAUGGUGCUAUCGCACACAGCGUCGGAGUCGGACGUGUCCGUCCAUUCCACGUUCGCUUCCCGAUACGUUCGAGCUUCUCUUCCCAGGUUCAAGUUACCGGAGAAUUCGACACCGAAGGAAGCAGCGUAUCAGAUAAUAAACGACGAGCUGAUGCUGGACGGGAACCCUCGUCUGAACUUGGCGUCAUUCGUCACGACAUGGAUGGAACCUGAAUGCGACAAGCUCAUCAUGUCCGCCAUCAACAAGAACUACGUCGACAUGGAUGAGUAUCCCGUCACCACCGAACUCCAGAACCGGUGUGUGAACAUGAUAGCGAAUCUAUUCAACGCACCGCUAGGAGAUGAUGAGACGGCGGUGGGAGUGGGGACGGUGGGAUCGUCGGAGGCCAUAAUGUUGGCCGGUUUGGCCUUCAAACGCAAGUGGCAGAACAAACGCAAGGCCGAUGGUAAACCUCACGACAAACCCAACAUCGUCACCGGUGCCAAUGUCCAGGUGUGCUGGGAGAAAUUCGCGAGAUACUUUGAAGUAGAGCUGAAGGAAGUGAAGCUAAGAGAAGGGUACUACGUGAUGGACCCCGAGAAAGCCGUGGAGAUGGUCGACGAGAACACGAUCUGUGUCGCCGCCAUCCUCGGCUCCACUCUCAACGGAGAGUUCGAAGACGUCAAGCUCUUGAACGACCUCCUCUACAAAAAGAACCAAGAAACAGGAUGGGAUACGCCGAUACACGUGGACGCUGCGAGCGGAGGAUUCAUAGCGCCGUUCUUGUACCCGGAGCUGGAAUGGGAUUUCAGGCUGCCACUGGUGAAGAGCAUAAACGUGAGCGGGCACAAGUACGGCCUCGUCUACGCCGGAAUCGGUUGGGUCAUUUGGAGAAGCAAAGACGAUUUGCCCGAGGAACUCAUCUUCCACAUCAACUAUCUCGGGGCCGACCAGCCUACUUUCACCCUCAACUUCUCCAAAGGUUCAAGCCAAGUCAUAGCUCAAUACUACCAACUCAUUCGUCUGGGCUACGAGGGAUACAGAAACGUGAUGGAGAAUUGCAGGGACAACAUGAUGGUAUUGAAGGACGGGCUCCAGAGAACGGGAAGGUUCGAGAUCGUCUCAAAGGACGACGGUGUCCCUCUCGUCGCUUUCUCUUUGAAGGACAGUAGCCGUCACAACGAGUUCGAGGUCUCCGACAUGCUCCGCAGGUUCGGAUGGAUUGUACCGGCGUACACAAUGCCACCGGACGCACAACAUAUCACUGUUCUCCGAGUUGUUAUAAGAGAAGAUUUCUCGAGAACGCUUGCCGAAAGGCUCGUGAUCGAUGUUCAGAAAGUAUUGCACGAAUUAGACGAGUUGCCAUCGAGAGUUAUCGAGAAGUUAUCGCUCGGCCGGGAAGAGAACAAAGAGAUCGGGAACGACGAGGUGAUCCUGAAGGUGAAGAAGAGUGACAUCGAGAGGCAGAGAGAGAUCAUCAACGGAUGGAAGAAGCUCGUCUCCGACAGGAAGAAGAUGAAUGCUAUAUGUUAAAACUCUGUUUAUUCCGGUUAACUACUUCGGUUUUCGGAUUCUGAUUGGAAGUUGAGAUAAUAACUCGGUUUAUUCCGGUUAACUACUUCAGUUUUCUUUCUGUAAUUGAACCGGUUUGUGCUUGGACGUUGUUUGUGAUAUCGCUGCUGUUUUUCAUUACGUUAAGAAUAAAUUCUACGUUGUUUGCUUA